UAUAAAGUAUAUUAAUUUUGUUUCUGUAUAUACUUUAAUUUUAUGUUAUUAUAUGAAAUAUUUCUUUAACUUGAAAUAUGUGUGAAAUCUUAAUAGGGAAAUUAUUGGAGGCAAAACGACCAAAUUUAUAUUGGUCACCUUGUGCAGCCCAUUACAUUGAUUUAAUGCUUGAGGACAUUGGAAAGAUGCCUGAGGUACAUAGAACAGUAAAAAGGGCAACAACAUUGAGUAGUUUUAUUUAUGCCCGCACAGGAGUGGUCAACAUGAUGAGGCGUUUUACAGCCCAAAGAGAGUUGCUUAGGCCUGCUGUAACAAGAUUUGCAACGGCGUUUCUUACCCUUCAACGGUUACAUAAGCAAAAAAGCAACUUUAGAAAGAUGUUCGCAUAGGAUGAUUGGACCAAAAGUAAAUAGGCAAAGGAACAAGCGGGCAAAAAUGCAACUAGCAUUGUAUUGAUGCCCACAUUUUGGACUAGCAUUGUUUAUAUUCUUAAAAUUUUUUGUCCUCUUGUUCGUGUGCUUCAACUAGUUGAUGGUGAAAAAAGGCCAGCAAUGGGCUAUAUUUACGAGGCUAUGGACAGAGCAAAGGAAGCAAUUGCCAAGUCUUUUAAAAAGAGGGUGGAGAAAUAUAGUGAAGUAUUCAAGAUUAUUGAUAAUAGAUGGCAAUGCCAGCUUCAUCGCCCUUUGCAUGCAGCCGGUCAUUUCUUGAACCCUGAAUUUUUUUAUUCAAAUUUAGAAAUUUACGGAGAUGAGGAGAUUAUGACCGGUUUAUAUCAAGCUAUGCAAAGAUUGGUUUCAAGUGCUCAAGAGCAAGAUAAAAUAUGUGAUCAACUAAGUGUAUAUCGUGAAGCACAUGGUCUUUUCGGAACUAAUAUGGCAAUUCGCCAAAGGAAAACAAAGUCACCGGCUGAAUGGUGGAAAUUUUUUGGAUCAUCAACACCAAACUUGCAAAAAUUUGCAAUUAGGGUUCUAAGCCUCACUUGUAGUGCUUCCGGUUGUGAGCGAAAUUGGAGUGUAUUUGAACAUGUAAGUCAUCAAUAUUAAAUCAUCUUAUACAACUAUAGUUAUGGUAUUUUAGUAUUUGAUAGUUUUAAGUUCUUAAUUUAAUAAAGUUGUUCGUUUCUUUUGCAGCUUCAUAGUAAGAAAGGAAUAGGCUCACGCAAAAACGCUUAAAUGAUUUGGUGUAUGUGAGAUACAAUAGAUCAUUGAGGAGGCGUUAUAAAUUGCGUGACACUGUUGAUCCUAUCUCAAUGAGUGAAAUUGAUGACAGUAAUGAAAGGUUGAUUGGAAAAAUGAAUGAAGACGACGAUAAUGAGAGAGAAGAUGAGGAUGUUUGGGAAGAUGACACAUUGACAUGGAGUAUGGUAGCUAAAGCAGCAGGGGUGGAUCAGCCUACCAAUCAUACUAGAUCACAUAGUUCCACCAAGUACAGCGAUAAAGGAAAGGCAAAAGCUUCGUCUUCUCAAUCGCGGAAUAUUAGUAACUUUAUAAAUGAUGAAGAGCCUGAUUUUGAUGAGACUCUCAACAUAGAAGAUGAAGAAGAAGAAGAAGACAUUGGAGAAGACAAAUCUGACGAGGGAGAGGAGUAUUCUUCAUCAAGUGAUGAAGAUGAUGGUUGAUGAUUAAGGAAUGAGGAUUGAGCUAAUUAAUAUUGCUAAUAUGACGUAUUUUGGCUUGGGGUCUUGAACACUUAUCUUUCACAUGAUCAUGAUGCUUUUUUAAUGUUUUUUGGCUUGAAACUUUAAACUUUUUAACUUUUAUGCAUAUUACUUUUUUA
Ananas comosus (pineapple) is the source of this 1776-nucleotide messenger RNA. RefSeq lists its product as uncharacterized. The record is from RefSeq and is a predicted model, not a curated record. The coding region runs from base 456 to 1043 and encodes 195 amino acids. NCBI's taxonomy places the organism in Eukaryota, Viridiplantae, Streptophyta, Magnoliopsida, Poales, Bromeliaceae. Gene Ontology annotation, molecular function: protein dimerization activity. The transcript is spliced from 2 exons.